This is a messenger RNA of Saccostrea echinata, 1268 nucleotides long. RefSeq lists its product as uncharacterized. Lineage: Eukaryota; Metazoa; Mollusca; Bivalvia; Ostreida; Ostreidae. Gene Ontology annotation, cellular component: nucleus. Bases 1 to 852 code for a protein of 283 amino acids. The record is from RefSeq and is a predicted model, not a curated record. The transcript is spliced from 6 exons.
AUGGCUGCCAAAAAGAGAAGUGAAAAUUUCUCUACUGAUGAUGUUUUGUUCAUUAUAAGUAAGGUUGAAGAGAAUAUAGAUGUUAUUCAGUCGAAACAAACUAAUCAAAUAACAAAUGCCAAGAAGGCAGGUGUGUGGAAAAGCAUCACAGAUGCUGUUAAUGCCCGGGGUGGUGUAAAUAGGACCGUUGAACAGGUCAAAGAGAAAUACCGUAAGGCCUGUUCAAAAGCAAAGGGGGAUAACGUAACCCAGAAGAUUCAUCGGAGAAAGACUGGUGGAGGGCCACCUCAUCCCCCUCUUGAUGCCAUUUCUCAAAAGAUAUUGGAUCUUCACGAGGACUCCCCUAAUUUCACAGGCUUUCAAGGUGGGAUUGAGGUUGGCGGAUUUAAUGUAACAGAGAAAUCAGUUCCUAAACCUGAAGAUAGUGACUGUGUUAAUGAAUGUCUUGAAUCACAGAUCUCAUGCAAUACAAGUUCAUGCAACACCUAUAAUGGAUGUGGGCUUGAGACCUUAGCAUCUAAUGGUGAGAGCCAACAAAUCAUUGAACUUCCUGAAAAUUCUUCAGGAUCACCUGUUGCAUUCAAUGUAACAAUAUCCAAUUCAGGGACAACUGUUAGAAAGUCUGAUUGUUCAGCUGAAGAGAAAAGAAAGAGGAAACCUAUUGAAACAGGCAGUUCAGAAUUACAAUUAAAGGUGUCAGAUCUUCAAAGACGUGUUCUGCUUGAGGAUUUAGAGAGAAUUAAGGAACAGAGGGAAUUGAUUAAGCUCCAGAAGACAAAAGUGGAUCUUGAAAUCAAGAAGCUUAAAAUGGACAUUGCUAAUCAUGAACCUAGCAAUAUAAAUGAACCCUAAAUUUUUAGCACACAUGAGCCAAAGUCAGUGCUUUUUCUAAUCAUACUUUGUUGUUGUCAUCGUUGUCAUUCUAAACUUUCCAAUUUUUUACCCUAUAUUAAAAAAAAUUCAGAAUUAUUAGAAUUAUAAAAAACAAAUGAGGACCCUUGGGUUGGAUGGGGUCACAGUGGGGAAUCAAAUAUUUAUGUAGGAAUAAGAAAGGGGGGCUUUUAAAAUCUUCUCAUACGAAUAGUGAACCAUUAAUGAUUUUUAUGUAAGCCCUCCUAUGAAGAAGGGAGGGUAUAUUGUUUUUCUGCUGUCUGUCGGUUGGUCUGUCGGUCCACUUAGUUUUCUUUCCAAGUUUGUUUAAAUCAUUUUCUCCUGGGGUAGGAUGAGACUACAAUAGGGGAUCAGUGUUAAAUACAGAAGUAUAUAGG